Messenger RNA from Haliotis rubra (blacklip abalone), 1356 nucleotides. RefSeq lists its product as uncharacterized. The transcript has 9 exons. Lineage: Eukaryota; Metazoa; Mollusca; Gastropoda; Lepetellida; Haliotidae. The record is from RefSeq and is a predicted model, not a curated record. Bases 256 to 969 code for a protein of 237 amino acids.
UUUCGCGAGCAGACGAAUUUGUAAACGCUGCUUCAUCGAGUUUCUAUCUUACGUGACUUCGUGCAAUUAUGUAACCAGACCAGGAUGAACUGAAAAGAACAAAAUGUGAACUGCAGGGGGAAAAUACAAGAUGGAAUGAAAUAAGGCUGAGGCAUGGACCUGUCCUGUGGAAUCCUUUUCGGGAAGUAUGCACUCCAAUGAUGUAUCAACUGGAACUUAUAAUGUCAGCUCUUAAAGCAUCACUGAUAAAUAUCCAUGAGGUCUGAGACAGUAAGGAGAGCUGGAGAUUUUCCAGAAAAGGAGAAGGAGGAAUUCGUGAGGGCACUGCCCGAAGCCACGCCUGUAGCCUCUCAAGCACAGCAGAGCUAUUCUGCUUACAUUGUUGGUCAUGCAAAAAGACAAGGACUGAAUAUUGAAGAACCUGUGGUGGGGACUGUGUCAAAGUGUGAUGUUUUCCAUGGAAUGAAAAGAAGACGAGGAGACAGUUUUGACUUUGAAAAUCUUUAUUCUCCUCUGUCAUGUGAUCAUCUGCCACAUCCAAGUAAGCUGAGAAAGUGUCAAGAAAGGAGAGCUGUGAAAAACAGUCAUGCUGUUGAAAAACACAUGUGCAUUGACUAUCAUCUGAGCCAACUAAGACAAAGGAACCAGAAAUACCAGCUUUGCAAAGAACAACAGACAUCAUCUCCCUUGGAAAACGCUGAGGAAACUAAAUUCCAGGAGCCAGAUGUGAACCUGAAUGUUGAGAGAGACCCGACAUGUGAAACACCCAGCUGGACAUCUUUUUCAGUGUCUGAACAUCUUCCACAACUCAAUCUACCAAACUUCCCCAGGAAGCAAAGCAGAUUUCCACUUUAUCAAACUGGCAGGAUCUUGCUGGGAUCAGCAUCUGUGGAACAAUUGCAGGAAGAGGAGCGAUGGUUUCGCAAGCUCUGGAAGCCAAAAAUCACUUCAAAACCUACUGAAGAAUGAUUCCAAAUGAUUCUUCAUUUUGAGUGUAAGAUUCCAAGAUCCAGUAUGUAGGAAAGACAAUUCAUGAAAUUCAUAAAAUUGGAUUGACAAUAUUAUGAGCUCUGUCAUCUUAAUGCUUCACUUUUGUUCCUGGUAGCAACAGCACUGUGAUCAUACUUCAGUCUCAGCUUGAACUAUGGUAUAACUUGAUAUAUUUUCAACAGUCAAGCAAAACUCAACAGACGAGAAUUUCUUCGAUACUUUUUCUAAAGAUUAUGAAGCAUUCAUUGUAUGUUGUUUUAUAUCUUUGGUUACACCAAACUGACAUUAUGAGCAGCAAAACAAGAACACAGCAUUACUUCCAUGCUUUCUUAAGUGUUAUGAUGAAUAAAACCAUAAUGCAAUAUA